Messenger RNA from Daldinia decipiens, 1800 nucleotides. RefSeq names its product putative glutaryl-CoA dehydrogenase. Lineage: Eukaryota; Fungi; Ascomycota; Sordariomycetes; Xylariales; Hypoxylaceae. Gene Ontology annotation, cellular component: mitochondrial inner membrane. The record is from RefSeq and is a predicted model, not a curated record. Gene Ontology annotation, biological process: fatty-acyl-CoA biosynthetic process; fatty acid beta-oxidation using acyl-CoA dehydrogenase. The coding region runs from base 1 to 1800 and encodes 599 amino acids. Gene Ontology annotation, molecular function: fatty-acyl-CoA binding; flavin adenine dinucleotide binding; glutaryl-CoA dehydrogenase activity. The transcript is spliced from 8 exons.
AUGUUUCGUCCGGUAAUAUCUCGCGUUUCGAGGCCAUUAGCCGGGCCUACAAGGCAAUGUCGGGUCUUUAGCAGAAGCUAUGCUUCUACCCCGAAGUCUUCGUUUGAUUGGGAAGACCCGUUAGCGAGUAAGAGCUUAUUCACCGAGGAGGAAUUAGCUAUCUCGGAGACCGCAGAGCGAUACUGCCAAGAGCGAUUACUGCCGCGGGUUUUACAGGCGUAUCGUGACGAAUACUAUGAUCCGGCUAUCUUGCUCGAAAUGGGUGAACUCGGCCUUCUCGGCGCGAAUCUUCAUGGCUACGGUUGUGCUGGCGCAUCGACCGUAGCGUCAGGCCUAAUUACUCGGGCCGUCGAACGAGUCGAUAGCGGGUACCGAUCUGGCAUGUCGGUGCAAUCCUCGCUAGUUAUGGGUGGGAUUUAUGAAUUUGGGACUAAGGAGCAGAAAGAGAAAUAUCUGCCCAAUAUGGCAAAGGGUAAACUUCUUGGAGCGUUUGGACUCACAGAACCCAAUCACGGUAGCGACCCGGGAUCAAUGGAAUCGACGGCGCGACCGCAUCCAACAAAAAAGGACUAUUUACUUUUAAGUGGUUCCAAAACUUGGAUCACCAACUCGCCUAUUUCCGAUGUACUUCUGGUGUGGGCAAAGUUACAGGAGACUGGCAAAAUCAAGGGAUUCCUUAUAGAUAGAAAGGAUUGCCCUCCCGGCACCCUGGAGACACCGGCUAUCAAGAAUAAGACCGGACUUAGGGCUAGUAUUACGGGUAUGAUUCAUAUGGACGACUGCCCAGUACCGGAAGAAAACAUGUUCCCCGAUGUUGAGGGCUUGACUGGCCCCUUUACAUGCUUGAAUAGCGCUCGGUAUGGUAUCUCCUUUGGCACCAUGGGCGCCUUGGAAGACUGUAUUGCUCGGGCGCGGGAAUAUGCUCUAGAGCGGAAGCAGUUCAAGAGUAACCCUAUUGCCAAGUAUCAGUUGGUGCAAAAAAAACUGGCGGACGCUGCGACGGAUGCUGCGUAUGGCGUGCUCGCAUCGAUACAGGUUGGUAGGCUUAAGGAUGAAGGGAAAGUUACACCAGAGAUGAUUAGCAUGGUGAAAAGACAAAAUUGUGACCGUGCGCUUGUGAAUGCGAGGGCGUUACAAGAAAUCUUCGGGGGUAAUGCGGUUAGCGACGAGUACGGAAUCGGAAGGCAUGUAGCCAACCUAUUUGUGACCCAGACUUAUGAAGGACAGAGCGAUAUUCACAGUCUUAUUCUCGGAAGAGCCAUAACUGGGCUUCAGGCUUUUUUGAUCUCUUCAGGAGGAGAUACCGCUGCCGGCCAAAACAAGAAACCGCAAACUCACAACCUACACCUUUACGAAAUGGCGUUGAAGCGAAUCAACAAGGAACUCACAGACCUGGGCCGUGACCCCCCUUCAUCAUGCUCUGCUGGUCCUGUUGGUGAAGAUUUGUUCCACUGGCAAGCGACGAUUAUGGGACCAGGUGACUCGCCAUACUCUGGAGGUGUCUUCUUCCUCGCCAUCCACUUCCCGACAGACUACCCGUUCAAGCCUCCUAAGGUCAACUUUACAACUCGCAUCUACCACCCGAAUAUCAACUCUAAUGGCAGCAUCUGCUUGGACAUCCUGAGGGACCAAUGGAGCCCGGCGUUGACCAUCUCCAAAGUGCUCCUGUCAAUCUGCUCCAUGCUUACCGACCCUAACCCCGAUGACCCUCUUGUCCCCGAGAUCGCCCACGUUUACAAGACCGACCGGGCAAGAUAUGAAGCUACGGCUCGCGAGUGGACUCGCAAGUAUGCUAUCUAA